CGGACCGGGCGGGUGGGUGGGUACUUUCUACCCACCUUGACGCGUGCAAUGGCAACUCCAGGACGCAAGAAGGCGGCGACUGGCGCUUCCCUCUUGGAUGCGUUGUCGCCUCAGUUAAUGUCCUUGGUUGAAGCAUCCUUAGGACACUCAUUGGCGGCACCUUCGUCGGUGAGGAACGGCCUCAGCUCAGCCAACGCAUCUCCACCACCACAACGAUCCACCGUCCAACCACCUGCGAAUCGGGGCGAGUCUGUGAUACCCCAGAGCAGAAGCAGCGACUAUAUCCGAGUAGGAGUGCUCAAUCCGUCGGAAAUAUUUCUUCUCCGACAGGCAGACAGCCCUGGCUUCGUCGUCCGAGAGCAUUUCUUAGGGCCUGCAGCUGCAACCGCUGUCCAUGACGCAUGCCUCGGCCUCACGGAGUCCACUCCAAUGCGCCCUGCCCAGGUGGGCGUUGGCAAGUCCACUGCAGUUACGUGUCAUGUCGCGGACGCUCGUGGAGAUCAACUCGUUUGGCUCCCCCACGACAAGACCGCCCUCCCACCGCCGCUGCAGCAUCUCUUGGCCCAAAUUGAAAGGCUCAUGCAUGGACUGGCCAAAGCCGCGCCGGAAUUGGGCGUUCGAAACGUCAAGUCGACGCAGUUGGCCGUGUUUCCAGGCCACAACACCCGCUUCGUUCCGCACGUCGACACAUACGACCACAACAACAACGCCAAGCAGCACCUGAGUCGACGGAUCACGUGCCUGUACUACCUGAAUCCGUCAUGGGAAUCAUCGCACGGCGGCGCACUGCGCAUGCAUCUCCAAGAUGGAACAACAUGGGACAUUCCCCCAGUACUCGAUACGCUCGUGGUGUUUCGCAGCACCGACGUCCUCCACGAAGUCCUCCCCACGACAGUCCACCGGCUGGCGCUGACGACCUGGUACUACGGCGGUGGCUCAGCCACCACUAUCCCGUCGACCCCUCCUUCCGCCACGUCACCAACGCCCACCACGCCCUCUUUUGCAACCAACAUAGCCACUCGAACAACGUCGUCAUGUGUCACUGGGUCAAACCAACCGCUGGAAGUUGCUGGAGGAGACGCCACGUCAACGAUCUUUGUGUCGAUUCCUAGCUACUGCGACUCGGAAUGCCAGCCCACGGUGGCCCAUCUCUUUGCGACCGCCGCCGCUCCGUCCCGCGUGUUUGUUGGCCUAUGUCUGCAACAUGAGCAAGAUGAUCAAAGCAUGGACAUGUACGGUGAGCAUGUUCGAAUCAAGCGGAUGCGACCGGCGGACGCGACGGGACCGUGCCUGGCGCGAUGGGAAACCCAGCAGUUGUGGAAAGGGGAAGCGUUCUACCUGCAAAUCGAUAGCCACAUGCGGUUUCGACGGGGGUGGGAUGUGUACUUGAUCGAUCAACUGCGGCGAUGUAGCAACAGCCCACAAGGACGACCUCGCAAAGCCAUCUUGACCACAUAUCCCCUGGGCUACACCCUGCCAAACGAGAUUCCCAAUGAUACCCGGCCAACCUUGCUCUGUGCGUCGGCAUUCGAUUCGCACGGGAUGCUUCGACAAUGCGGCAAAGUGCUCAAGACAAGUCCAUCGUCGCCUGUUCCAAGUGCAUUUUGGGCGGCGGGGUUUGCGUUUUCACGGGCAUGUGUGAUUCAAGAGGUACUUUAGUAUAUUAUUGCCUUUCCUAAAAGUUGGACUUUUGUGGUGAUUCGUCAAAUCUACCCUCGAUAGGUGCUUUGUACUAACGGUGCCAUACGACCCGUCAUUGGCCCACUUAUUCUUUGGAGAGGAAAACGUGAUGGCGGCAAGGUUAUGGACCCACGGGUAUGACUUUUACGCGCCGUGCGAGGCUGUGGUGUAUCACUUGUGGUCGCGAAGCCACCGGCCCACAUUUACCAGCCCACAGCGAGUCGACCAAGCGGCAAAGAAUGCGUCCCUCGAGCGAGUGCUGGCGUUGUUACUACAGGCCAAGGAAAACGAACCCAUGGUCGCGUGUGGAUUGGGAAGAGAGCGCAGUAUCCAAGAUUUCCAUGCUGCCCAAGGUGUCAACUGGUCGACCCACGAGAUUCAGUGGACGAGCUUGUGGGGCCACCGGGAUCCCAUUGAGUUCGACUUGACGGCUGCCGUCGACACGUAAAGUAUAUGUAAAAUA
Aphanomyces astaci is the source of this 2143-nucleotide messenger RNA. RefSeq lists its product as hypothetical. The record is from RefSeq and is a predicted model, not a curated record. The transcript has 7 exons. Lineage: Eukaryota; Oomycota; Saprolegniomycetes; Saprolegniales; Verrucalvaceae. The coding region runs from base 49 to 1659 and encodes 536 amino acids. Gene Ontology annotation, molecular function: iron ion binding; oxidoreductase activity, acting on paired donors, with incorporation or reduction of molecular oxygen; L-ascorbic acid binding.